UUUUUGAUGGAUAGUAGAUCAUAUAUUGUCUUAUCUUGAGGUCCAUCCAACUUUAUUCAGCUUUUUAAUUAAAAAGAUGGGGGGUGUAGAUAGGUUGCUGUCCUUCCAUGGGACCUUUUAUCUUAUUUGUGACCAGAUGGCAGUGAGCCACGGAAGCCUCUUUAUGUCACCAAGCCUCACAACAGAGGAGGGGGUAGAGACGCCCUCAUAAUGUAAUCAGUGAGACCGGAAGGGUCCAUACUGUGUCUGAAAGGGGACAAUGGGGUCAGGGAUAUAUCUACAUCGCUAGAAAAUCCAGCUCAUCUGCAACCUGUCCUCUUUCCAAUAACCCCCUCACCCCCUCCAACCCGCCACCCUUUGACUGGCCUGACAAGGAAGACUUCCUACUUUGAUCAUUGAAGGGUGGAGGAGAUGAGCUGCCCAAGAGAACCAAAGGAUGGGACUCCACUGUUUACCCUGCACUUGGCUGCUGUUGACAACUCCCCUCCCCACUGCUUACCCCCCGCUCUCCAUUCCUUUCACUCUCUACGCCCCCGUCACCCUUUCCCCUUUCUCCUUCCGGGGGAGGCCAAAGGGGCGGGAUCAGGGUGCACCUUGACCUGUCUAGACACCACAGUGUGUUUUUGUUCUGUUGCCAAGGCAAGGGGAUCUACUUUUCCAACUUUGGAGAUGCAGGUUAAAAGUCAGCGUUGUGACACAGGGGAUGUAUUUAUAUGGGAACGGAAGGAAAAGGUUCCUCUUGCUAGGUCAGAAACUCACUUAACAGAACUGCUGGAAGGAGUUUGCAAUAGCAUGAGCGAUUAUGCCCUCUAUGAGGACCCGGUCACCAAAGAAAAGAGCUACAAGAGAUUUGCACCCAGAGGAAAUGUUGGCGGAAAUUUUCCAGAUUUCAAAAAUUUUAAGUUCGAUGGACCAGAGAGCUCCAGUGCUUUGAAGUUUGCGUGUGAAAGCAUUGUUGAAGAUUUGGAAGAUAAUAUCAUCUCUCUCUUUGCCAGAGAGGCAGACCAUGUCGCUAAGAAGUUGUGCAGUGAAGUAUCAGGUCACUGUAAGAGCUCUGUUUUCCAGCACAGGGAACUUUAGCUUAUAUUAGUGUCUGCUGGAAAUUACACACAAAAAAAUUUGGACCAGGAAAACAGAGAUCUCCAAUAUUUUCCUAAAAUAUGUUUUGAUUUUUACAUUUAUAUACAAAAAAUAAACAAAUUCACUGGUUUGUAUUAUACAUUAACCAAAUGAUGUCUGUUUUCAUUUUUAUUUGGAAAUUACCUGUAUUGCCUUUUUUAUGUACAAAAACAUGGAAUUAAGUGUUGUAGUACCAGUGUGAUUUCUGAAAGAUUCACACAAUAAAAGGUGAAAUUAUGAAAUAUGGUGGUUUGAAUUAUUUUUCAUCAUUCAGAACUAUUAAUGUAAUGCAGAAGAACAGCAAAAAGAUGUUUUAUCAUCCCAAAUAAUUUCUAAGCUCAGUUUGCUUGUUUCAUUCUAAUGUCCCACGUCUGUCCAAUUCGGGCUUUUGAACAUGGCCGCUGGGUAAGCAUGAUGACAUGUCUUUCGCACCCUUCCCUCACAGCUCCCUCCAUGCAGAACUACGCAUGCGCCACUGUGGCAGCAGCACUGGGGCAGGUCCUGUUUUGGGAGAAUGCAGGAGCAAGAGACGCCAUGAUUGCUUAGCUCUGUGAGUUGGUCUGGAUAUGAGUGUCAGCCAAAUCACUGAGGGGGAAAAUGACAAUACUCACUGUUUUCUCUAAUGUUGUUUCAUUGUUUAACACAAGUCUGCUCCCUUUGCACAGUUGAAUUGUUAGAUAUCACAGAGCAAUGUUCAGGAAUCUACAUGAUGACUGUUUCUUAUGGGAAUUGUGUU
Messenger RNA from Xyrauchen texanus (razorback sucker), 1855 nucleotides. Its product is annotated as protein canopy-1-like. NCBI's taxonomy places the organism in Eukaryota, Metazoa, Chordata, Actinopteri, Cypriniformes, Catostomidae. The record is from RefSeq and is a predicted model, not a curated record. The transcript is spliced from 4 exons. Bases 412 to 1080 code for a protein of 222 amino acids. Gene Ontology annotation, cellular component: endoplasmic reticulum.